This is a messenger RNA of Penicillium hordei, 1281 nucleotides long. RefSeq names its product FAD-dependent oxidoreductase. Gene Ontology annotation, molecular function: FAD binding. The record is from RefSeq and is a predicted model, not a curated record. The transcript has 3 exons. Bases 1 to 1281 code for a protein of 426 amino acids. NCBI's taxonomy places the organism in Eukaryota, Fungi, Ascomycota, Eurotiomycetes, Eurotiales, Aspergillaceae.
AUGAUCACCUCCGAAACGAGCCAGAAACACAUCCUCAUCGUGGGCGCAGGACUAACGGGGCUGAUCCUGGCUCAGGCGUUGAGAUAUUUGAGUCAGACUCAGAAUGCGGCGAACAGUCAAGUGCGAUACUCGUAUUCGAUCUACGAGCGAGAUCCGUAUGCCUUCGCUCGCGGGGCAGGUUGGAGCCUCACCAUCCACUGGGCACUCACCGAUCUGCAUAACAUUCUGCCCCCAGACAUUCUGGCUAGCUUCAGCGAGUGCCUGGUCAAUCCUGGCGCUGCCGAGCAGGGCAAUCCAGGCAAAUUCCAGUUUCUCGAUCUCCGAACAGGGAAGCCGAAGGAGUCCUGGCCGAUUCCUGCCAACGCCGCCUCGCGAGUCUCCCGCGAGAAACUGCUGGCGCUGUUGAUGAGGAAUUUGGACAUUCAGUGGUCCAAGAAACUCGCCGACAUCACUCACCCUAGUGACUCCUCGGUGACGGCGCAUUUCACCGACGGGAGCAGCGCCACGGGGGACCUGCUUGUGGGUUGCGACGGGGCGCGCUCGAUGGUCCGUCGCCUCCUUUGUCCAGCCAUCGCCAUGCCGCAUCGGCUCCCCGUGCGCCUGAUCGGGCUGCGCGUACUGUAUCCCGUGGAAAAGGUGCGCCAGCACUGCGAGCCGAUAGACGUGCAUUUCUUCCAGGGCGGUGAUCCCCAGACAAAUGUGUAUUUCUGGUUCUCCUUCAUCCAUCUCCCGCGGCUCACGGAUCUGGACACCCAUGCCACCUGCCAGAUCAUGAUGAGCUGGCCCUAUCAGCCGGGAUUCCUGGGCCACGAGACCCCGACGGAGAUGCCCGAGAGCAAUGCUGACCGUUUGGCCUGGAUACGCAAGUUGGCGGCCGACUGGGCCGAGCCCUUUCGGCAGCUAGUCUAUGAUCUGCCACCUGAGACGGAGUUGAGGGAGAUUGUGCUCGAGGAUUGGCCGCCGAGGUUGGAUGCGUGGGAGCAUCGUAAAGGAACGGUGACGCUGGUGGGUGAUGCGGCACACGGGAUGACAAUGUUUCGCGGAGAAGCGGCUAAUCAUGGGGUGAUUGAUGUCUCGGUGCUCAUUAGGCUUUUAACUGCUAGCACGAAGGGGGAGAGCCCGACGGAGCUGGAGGACAUUAUCCAGGAGUAUGAGUCGGAGAUGAUUCAGCGGACGCAACCUGCUGUCCUAAAGUCGAGGCAAGCGUGCAUCGACGCCAAUCAUUACGCACGAGUGAAAGGGUCCAGUCCUUUGAUUUCUAAACGGGCAAUGAAAGAUUGA